Molecule: messenger RNA, 895 nt
Organism: Glycine soja
Lineage: Eukaryota; Viridiplantae; Streptophyta; Magnoliopsida; Fabales; Fabaceae
Product: chaperone protein dnaJ 11, chloroplastic-like
Exons: 1
Coding region: 81-557 (158 amino acids)
Source: RefSeq, a predicted model, not a curated record
CCCUAAUCCCAAAUUUCGUUACUAACAUUCCAUUCCCAAUUUCCAUAUCCCAACGGAUCGCAAUAUAGCAAGUAGCGAACAUGAUUUCUUCCGUGUCCUUUCCAGCGUCUCUUCCCGCCGUUAACUUCUCCGGCAACGCCGUGGCUUCUCCGUCGUGCCGCGUCAAAUCCAGGCCUAUAGUUGCCUUCGCCACCGCCACCGCCACCGCGGAAGCUCGCUCUUCCUGGACGGAGCAACCGAGACCUUCGUAUCUGAACUCCUCUUGCUCUUCGCUCUACGAGGUUCUCGGCAUCCCCGCCGGCGCCUCUAACCAAGAAAUCAAGGCGGCGUACCGGCGACUGGCCAGAGUCUUCCACCCCGACGUGGCGGCGAUUGACCGGAAAAACUCAUCCGCCGAUGAGUUCAUGAAGAUCCACGCUGCGUACUCUACUCUCUCGGAUCCCGACAAGCGCGCCAACUACGAUCAGAGGCUCUUCCGGCGACAACGGCCGUUGUCGACGGCGGCGGUGUUCUCCGGUUAUACGCGUCGGAACUGGGAAACGGAUCAGUGUUGGUAGUGAGUCACUGAGUCGACUCGCUCGAGUGAAUGGGAAAAGACGCGGUUGUUGAAGCGCCUUUCCUUGCAUAUAGUAAAAUUAAUCACUAAUUAGUUAGUCGUUAGAGUUUGUAUUAUACUACGUAUAUGUAUAGCUACAAACAUACAUAUACGCGUAGAGUAGAAUAGACUGCCACUUGUACUUACUCUCUCCCACUUAUCAUCAAAAUUUUAUGGAUGAACAAAAGGAAAAGGAAAAAAACAGAAGAAAAUUGACUUUGGUAUAUGAGAUUGUCCAAUAUGUACUUUUGCUUCUAGUAUUGUUUUUUUCGAUUAAUUAAGAAAACAUCUCAAGGUUUA